Thermochaetoides thermophila DSM 1495 is the source of this 663-nucleotide messenger RNA. RefSeq lists its product as uncharacterized. The transcript is spliced from 3 exons. Gene Ontology annotation, molecular function: mRNA binding. Bases 1 to 663 code for a protein of 220 amino acids. Gene Ontology annotation, cellular component: THO complex part of transcription export complex. The record is from RefSeq and is a predicted model, not a curated record. Gene Ontology annotation, biological process: positive regulation of DNA-templated transcription, elongation; mRNA export from nucleus. NCBI's taxonomy places the organism in Eukaryota, Fungi, Ascomycota, Sordariomycetes, Sordariales, Chaetomiaceae.
AUGACGGUCGACGCAUACAUCAACGAUCCUGUGCUGCAAAACGCACUUGAAGUGUCGCAAGCGGCGCGCGAGCAGGCUCUGCAGCUGGUAGACCUCGUAGCGCGGGCGACCGCUGCCCACAACGCGUCCAACGGCCCGCUGCCCAGCGAGCUGCUGGCCGAGAUCGCGAAGCAGCAGAAGUUGCUUAAUACCAACCUGGCUCAUCUACGGGGUCUACACCGGCAGGCCCAUUUCCGCGCGCGAGAGACCAAGGCCCAGACGGCUGAGAGGCGUCACGAAGUUGAUGUGCUGCAUUUGCAGCUGCAGAAUUUGAUCUAUGAGCAGAGGCAUUUGGAAGGGGAGAUUGCGGCGUGUGAGAGCUUCGAACAUACUUAUCAACAACUCCCUCUCAUCCCUGUCGAAGAGUUCCUCGCUAAAUUCCCCGAGCACGCCGAGUCCGACGAGAACGCCCUUAUGGUGGCGCGUAUCGCUCACGAGCGUGCCGAGCGCGAGGCUCUAGAGCAGCAGCGCCUGGAACUUGUUAAGCGCAAGCAAAAGCUAAUGGCCGAGAACAAGAAGCGCCGAGACGAUCUCGCCAGCCUGGAUAAGGAGCUGGAGAAGUUUAUUGAUGCUGCCAAACCCAUCCAGAAGCUGUUUGAGAAGAACGCUCCCGGCUCUGGUUGA